AUGUUGGGCCGCAAACGCUCGCCGUCGCCACCCAAGACGCGGAGUAGCAAGCCCAAGCCGAAGCCUGCGAAAGCAUCCAAGCCGAACCACGCGCCGUCCGCGUGGUCGACGGUGUCAAGUGCGAGUGUUGGCACGCCGCGCAAUUCGUUCACAGAGACGGACUACUACCGGAAGACGAAGGAGGAGAUCCACUCGCCCGUCUCGUGGGCGGCGUACCGUGGGGAGAUUAUGGAGAUCCAUUCGACAGCUUAUACGUAUGCUGCGGACGACGAAGAGCAGCAGGACCGACGGCGGAGCAAGGCGCAUGUUCUUGGGAGUGAAGAGCCUGAGGCCGACGACGAGCAGGCGAAGGCACAGGUGCGGCGGACAUCGGCGUUGAGGCUCGUCAUCGAGACACUCUUCCGCAGACGCAAGUCGCGCCGAGCAAGUGCAACAGACAAAGCCCAGCGCUAG
Messenger RNA from Mycena indigotica, 453 nucleotides. RefSeq lists its product as uncharacterized. The record is from RefSeq and is a predicted model, not a curated record. The transcript is spliced from 3 exons. Bases 1 to 453 code for a protein of 150 amino acids. NCBI's taxonomy places the organism in Eukaryota, Fungi, Basidiomycota, Agaricomycetes, Agaricales, Mycenaceae.